AUAUUUUUAUUAGUAUUAGCAUACGUUUAACAAGUAUCGUCGUUAACAAUAUCAUUGAUUUAUGUUUUAAUUUAGUAGUACCCAUAAAAGGUUCUUCAUUUAAUACUGUUUAAUAAGCUAAAAACUUUUUACUAAAAAUAAUUAUAUCAUUAUAUUUUGGUCAAGAAUCGUAUUAAAUAAAUAAAUAAAUAAAUACACAGAUAGAUAGUUAGAGAUUUACAAAAUAACUUUCAAAUAUAUAGUCUUAUAUAGUCGGCAAGGCGUUUGCAGUUUAAACAUAUAAAUUUUUUUACUUACUUUUAAAAUAAAAUAUAUGAUUUAGGGACUUGGUAAUUAUAAUUAGAGAUCAAUUUGGGUUAUCCUUAAAACAAAUUUUCCAUCGUUAUUUGCUCCACACCAUCACUCUGCCUUUUACGCCCAUACUCUCCCUCUUCUUCUUCCUCUUCCUCCGUGACAUCAUGGCGACCACCGGAAUCUCCAGACCCAGGGCCCUCGCCACGAGUUUCUGCUUCACUCGGAAUCAGGUGAUCCUUUCUAACCGUAAAUUAUUUCCAGUUCCACCUCUUCGUCUGGAUCCUUUCGUCUCGUAAAACCCUAGUCCGUUAAAAACCCUAAAUUUGCUCCAGAUUUCAUCCCCGUCCGGACCCAAUCUGGUUCCAUCUUCUUGAACCGCUUCAAUUGUUCUCCUUCUCCUGAUAUCCAAUGGCAUGUAGUAGUGGCAAAAGAAUAGUAGAAGAGGAACGGCCGCAAUGGUCCGACCUCCCAACCGAUCUCCUUGGGCUGAUCGCCAAGAAGGUGGCCCUUAUCGCCGAUUACAUCCGCUUCCGCGCCGUCUGCAAGUCGUGGCGCUCCGCCGCGCUGCCGGCCAACCUCCGGCCGCAGCCCCCGCUUCUCCUUCUCCCCUACCACCGGUUGACCGACGUCCGCCCCUUCUUCAGCCUCGCCACCAACUCCGUCCGCACCCUCUCCAUCCCCCAAUCCUACGGCCAGGCCAUCCUCGCCUCAUCCCACGGUUGGCUGCUAAUGCUCCGGGACACCGCCCUCUCCUUGCUCAAUCCCGUCACCAGGGUCCAAAUCUGGCUCCCCCCGCCGACCGACUUUUACCUGCCGGGACGCUCCGCCACCGAAGGCGGCGGCCAUAAAGCCAUCAGCUUCAUCUGGAACGCUUCCUUCUUCUCGAGCCCAGGCUCUCGUGCGCAUGACUGUGUCAUCACCGUCAUGGUCCACAACUGGAGUUCUGGCCAACGUCAUGUGCACUUCUGUAGACUCGGAGACAGUUUCUGGACCGAGCUGAAAACCGAUUCACCCGCUCCUCUUGUUUCCGUGGUGUACGAUGACGGGCGAUUCUACACCCUGGACAUCAAUGGAAUUGUUACCGUCUAUGCCGCUGCUACUUCCAAAUCGAUCUUUUCAGUGCCUGCGCCCAUUGCCGCUGCCAAAUUUUUAUUGGUGAAGGUAUCUGAAACCGAGCUGUUGCUGCUUGCCCGUGAUCCCAGGUUCCUUGAUCCCAGGUUCGUUUUCCGGGAUGAUGAUGUCAAGGACUUGAAGCUUUUUAAGCUCGAUUUGAGUGGACGGCUGCUGCGGUGGUCCGAGAUCGAAAGUAUCGAAGAUAUGGCAGUGUUCUCGGCAGAAGAUCACUGCUCGAUGAUCUGCGUGGGCGACUUUCCUGGAUUCAGAGAAGAUUGCAUCUAUUUUGAAGCUCCUUAUGACAUUUUCCAGAGAUUCAAGAACAAAUUCCAUCACAUAGAAGUGCUGAACAUAAAGAAUGGCAGCUAUGAAUUCAUAUGGUGUGGGUGGGAAAAGCCUUCAAAUGAUUUGAUGAAGCCUAUUUGGUUUGCACCCAGUCUCUGCUAGAAGUUCCCGGCUGGACUUAAUUCAAGGUCAGGGCAGGCGAAUGAGACAAAAGACCAGAAUGUUCAAGGCAAAUAAGGUUACUUGGGCGAAUCUAGUAUCCUUCAGUCCGGGAAGUGAUACCGCAGAUAGAAAAUGGACACUGUACUAAUGCGAUGUGGACCUGUGUGUGUGUGUGUGUGUCUGUGUCCCUCUCCCUCUUUUGCUCUCUAAGCUCAUCAUGAGUCCGGUACUCAACUUAGAAUGCAGAGUAGUGCUUCAUGCUAUGCGAGUCCUGUUCUCAACUUACAGUGCAGAGUAGUGCUUCAUACUAUGCGAGUCCUGUUCUCAACUUACAAUGCAGAGUCGUGCUUCAUGCUAUGCGAGUCCUGUUCUUAUCUUA
This is a messenger RNA of Elaeis guineensis (African oil palm), 2233 nucleotides long. Its product is annotated as F-box protein At2g26160. Gene Ontology annotation, molecular function: protein binding. NCBI's taxonomy places the organism in Eukaryota, Viridiplantae, Streptophyta, Magnoliopsida, Arecales, Arecaceae. The record is from RefSeq and is a predicted model, not a curated record.